Lingula anatina is the source of this 1142-nucleotide messenger RNA. RefSeq lists its product as uncharacterized. The record is from RefSeq and is a predicted model, not a curated record. Lineage: Eukaryota; Metazoa; Brachiopoda; Lingulata; Lingulida; Lingulidae.
CAAGAUGGCGGACACAGAUGGAGGGCAGGUACUCCCCUGUAUUUACGAAUAAAUUUGAGCAUAUAUCAUUAUCAGUUUGGUUAAAUGAAGUGAAGUGGAUGAAGGGCAGCGUAUAUCUUUUGCCAAGUGAAUGAUGAAGGACAGUGAAGGAAAAUAUGAAUAAUUGUUAAAAGACGUCGUAUUUCAACGCAACAAUGGCAGACGAUCUGUUCUUCUAUCGUCAGACGACCUUUCGGCGGACGCCAAAGCGCUUUCGGAAAACACCCGAAGAGCUUCCACAGAGCUUGAGGUUUGCUCAUCUUAACCCAAAAGUAGCAGCAUUUUUGGCCAACAAAGAAAAAGAAGCUGGUCAGAAUAAAGAAGAAGAUGGAUUUGAAGGGGAGUUGGAAGGAGAGCAACAGACAGCGGAAGACGUACAGUUGAAGAAAAGUUUACUUCCAGAUAUAAAUCAGGCUUUCAGUGCCUUAAAGAAUAGACUAGACAUUGCUCUAGACCAUGAUGAAGACUCACAAAGAUAUCUCUUUGAAGAAACUAAGUUUUCAGCACCAAAUAUUCUUUUCCAAUUGGCUAAAGUUUUAUACUUAUUUGAAGGUACAGAACCAUAUUUGCCAAAACAUUUAUAUCAUGCGUUGCAAUCAACUUAUGCAGAUUUGAUUGUAGAUGUUUCAUAUGUGCCAAGAGAAUGGCAAGUACAGGCAAAUAAAAAAGAAGCAGACAGAGAGGCUGCUCGUCAACAAAAAGAGAAAGAAAAAGCAGAAAGAGAACAAAAGGAAAGAGAGCAAGAAAUGUUGCAGCAAAAACAGUCUGAAAAAACAACAGAGGAGGAAGGCAGUGGUGCUGAGGAUGCCUCCAAAAACACUGGGGAGGACAGCAAACGACGGAGACGAGAGUCAAAAGUCGAACUGGAGCAUAUAUCUGAAGUUACUGAAAGUCGCACAGGUUCCAGGUUGAGAACUGCUGACAGUGGAAGUGUAGCUGGUGACAUGACAUUGCCAUCUUCAUUGGGGUAUCGGAAGGAAAGCUCUGUUCGCAGAGCAAGUACUGGUGUUCCUAAGCCAAAAUCUAGACUUGACAAGUUCAGAUUGAACAUGUCAGAUUCCAGGGGAUCAUGUAAGUAUAAGAUAAAUGCAAGUGCAAAUUAA